Cooperia oncophora is the source of this 1773-nucleotide messenger RNA. Lineage: Eukaryota; Metazoa; Nematoda; Chromadorea; Rhabditida; Trichostrongylidae. The record is from the annotation of a GenBank genome assembly.
AUGUACAAGGAGCUAGAGCAACAGCUGAACAGAGUGUUCCCCUCAACGCAGUCAAAGAUGGAAUCAGAAUACGAGUACGACUCCCCUGACUAUUCGCAAUCGGACGAUCGCCAAAAUCGUCCUGAAACGCUUAAAUUUGCCGAGCUCAACGUCUCUGCUGCUGACAAUAUGGACGAUCCAUCUCCAGAUGAAGAGGAUUAUGGCCAUCAGUACACGAGUCGCUUACCUAUUGAUCAACCUCUGUAUCAAAUCUAUAUGAUGACAGAGAAUGAUAAGCUCUUUGAUGGAGUACUACUGAGGGCAAAUGAUUCCAUGGAACGCACCUACACCGGUGGUGGUCAAGACGAGCCGGCGGCAGACACAUCCAUAGACUUGUUCCGCCGAGAAUCUUGCGCGUCGUCAGAUUCCGGUCGUGGAGCGGACUGCUCUACUUCUGCGUCUGCACUGACGUCUAACACGUCCAUGAGAAGAGAGCGAUUAAUAGCCACAUCCCAUUUUGGAAGUCAGCGAAGUCUUUGGUGUGAACUCGAGGAGGUGAAAGCUGCCGGCCUUCUGGCUACAUUGGACGAGGAGACACGAAUGCGACAGGAGGCGUACUUCGAAGUGAUCACUAGCGAAGCGAGCUACUUACGCUCUCUGAACAUACUCAUCACCCAUUUUAUGGCAAGUCAAGAGUUAAUGGGUUACUUUCUGACUUGGAGAACCGAUUGGAGCACAGUCUUCUACUGGACGACUUAUGCAGCAUUCUUGUACACCACUUUGAAACGAACUUCGACGUCUAUAUCAAGUACUGCUCAAACCAGGUAUCCGCUCCUUGUCUACGCCAUAUUAGACCGACUCCAAAGGGGAUGCGAGGAAUACGAGGUUGCAACAAGAGCUUUACAUGCAGCUAACAAGGUGGUGGGUGAAUGCAACGAAGGCGCUCGUAGAAUGGAACGGACGGAACAACUGCUGGAAGUAGAAAGUCGACUAAUCUACAAGGAUCCUGACCUCAAGAAGAUCGCUCUCGUAUCAAAUUGCCGCUAUCUUGUUAAAAGAGGAUCACUGGUGCAAGUGGUGGAGAGGAAAAACAGGAACAUUCUGCAGGGAAAGCAGAAGACUCGGAAUGUGUAUAUAUUCUUGUUCUCCGAUAUUAUCCUGAUCACCAAAAAGAAGCUAAAUGGGACCUACGAAUGCAAAGAUUAUGCAGCAAGGCGUUACGUCGACGUGCAACCGGUAGAGAUCGACAAUGAUCGCGUAGCAUCAACAUCUUUCCCAACUCGUCCUCAUCUGUUUCUUUGCGUGUUUAUGAGAAAUGCUCGAGGAAGGCAGACGGAGUUACUAUUGAACGCCGAAUCAGAAACGGAUCGAGAACGAUGGUUGAGCGCGCUCAGACCACCUAUAUCAGCGAAUCCUGAAGAGAAGAUCUACGCAGAAUGGGACUGCCCGCAAGCCAUUGCUGUGCACUGCUACAAUAAGAACCAGGAUGAUGAGUUGUCGUUAGAAGUUGGAGAUAUGGUCAAUGUUCUCAGAAAAAUGCCUGAUGGUUGGUUCUUUGGUCAGAAAGGAGGCGACGGCUCAUCGGGAUGGUUCCCCUCAUCGUACGUCCAACAGAUCCUCAACGACCAUGUUAGGGCUAACAAUUACCGAAAACGUCUGAGACUUAUACAGGCUGCAAGUUCGGUGGCAGCACGUGAUGGCCCUCAGAGAAGCAGUUCGACUCCGUUGAUGGACCGAUUACGACGAAUGAGCAAUCCACGAUUUCUCUUCCAAACCGAUGUCACCGGCCUCUAA